Molecule: messenger RNA, 816 nt
Organism: Ascochyta rabiei
Lineage: Eukaryota; Fungi; Ascomycota; Dothideomycetes; Pleosporales; Didymellaceae
Exons: 1
Coding region: 1-816 (271 amino acids)
Source: RefSeq, a predicted model, not a curated record
AUGCAAGGAUCGCCUUUUGCGCAGGAGCCUGGGGAAACCCGCCCGCCCGCUUCCUCCCGCAGCCGCUGGCAGCUGUCGCAGAAGAGCAGCGCCUUGACGGUGCUCCAGAGCGCGCUCGCCUCCGCCUGGAGCCUGUGCGAUUGCUACGAGCAGGAGCUGGACAUCAUCCACAUUAAGUACCGCUGGGCCAUGGCUUUCCUUGGCAAGGCCUACACCGAGAAGAUCGACCAGAUCCAGGCGCAGGACGCUGCGAGGCUGAACAACAAGGGCAACAACCGAUACGGCAAGGGCAAGGUCAGCUCUAAGGCCAUAGACGCCCUGCUGCUGUCUGUCACCGCCGCUUCAGGGCCUGAGCAGCAACAGCGGUUCAAGAGGCGGCUGCACCAGGCGCUCCGCUGGUACAAAGCAGCCAAGCAGCUGGGCUGGGGCAUGCUCUGCCUGAUGCCGCACGACAUCAUCUCCAACUUGUGGGUGGAGAACGAUCUCUGCGUCCCCUUCUGGCACAUCUGGCUUGAGCUGGUUGUAAAGGUGAAUCUGGAGGCCCACAAAGCAAGCAUGGCCUUAGACGCCUGGCUGGGCUUAGAGGGCAUCUCUGGCGGAUCUAUCAGCAAGAAGGCAACGCUGUCAAUUAAGGCAAACAUGCCUAUGUUGGCGACACAGGUGGAGGAGAUUGAAGACAGCGAGGUGGAGGACAGCGAAGGCGGCGGGGACGAAAAUGACGUUGAGCCUGCGCCCGCCUGGAAGACAGCGAAAAGCCCUGCACCUGUCCGUCUAAUGUGCCAACUUACUUUGCUUAAGCUGUGUAAGCCUUUUUAA